Molecule: messenger RNA, 1654 nt
Organism: Hypoxylon trugodes
Lineage: Eukaryota; Fungi; Ascomycota; Sordariomycetes; Xylariales; Hypoxylaceae
Exons: 1
Coding region: 626-1276 (216 amino acids)
Source: RefSeq, a predicted model, not a curated record
GGUUGGGAGCUUGAACACGCAAGCUCUACUACACUAAGCUCCACAUUGGCUGUGGCCGUCUCCACCGAGCAACAACGACAUUGGCCUUCCUCAUGUCGUGAGCUCACACUUGAAUGGUUCUGUCCCCUGGUGAGCAAUAAACGCGGCGUCGUAAGCUAUCACGAAACGGCUGAAUCCAAUUGUUUCCCAACCCGCCUUGCGGAAACACCCGUGUGAAGAUCCAUCACUAGUAUAGGACCGUUAGUAGAACGACUUCAAUUUGUAUCAUGUAAUGAGAAUGUCGGCGAAUAGUAAGUAACAUGAGAGCGACUCCUAGAGGACGGCGCGGAUGUCUUCAUACCGGUGUGAGAAACUCCGUAGGGUACGCAUUGGGCAGUGAAGAUCAUUGACGAUCCAUGGUUUGGACUGAGAAGGAUGACGACGCGGACAGCUAAUAGAGAAUCACAUCAUCAGUGCUCAAAACGCAAAAAUUGAAGUUUCGCGUGCUCUGAGAAGUGUAUAAAGCCUCUUGUGUCCCGGCCUUAAGCUCAUCCAGUCGACAGCAUCAGCAUCAGCAUCAGCAUUCCAACAACAUCGACAACUACAAUCUUAUACAGUUAGCUUAGCGAAAAACGAAACAAGCAAGAUGAAGUUUUCUACUCUUGCAACCACCCUUCUUGUUUCUGUGGCGGUGGCAAUUCCAGCCAACCCACCACCACCUCCUUCGAAGCCUACUCACUUGCCUCCACCACCGGAGCAGCGCGAUGUCGGCCCACCGCCCCCGCCUUCUAAGAGCCAUCUUCCUCCUCCGCCUCCUCCUGUAGGAGAGCGAGGUGUUCCUCCGCCUCCGCCGCCGGCUAAGAAGCCUCAUCCCCCUGAGGAGAGAGAUGCCGGUCCACCUCCGCCUCCGCCGACUAAGCGACCCCCUCCUCCGGAGAAGAGGGAAGCUGGCCCGCCUCCGCCACCUCCUACUAAGAAGCCUCACCCUCCUGCGGCGCGAGGUGUUCCUCCCCCACCACCUCCCCCAAAGAAGCCCCAUCCUCCUCAGGAGAGAGGCGAGCACCCUCCUCCUCCCCCUCCUACUGAGAAGCCCCAUCCUCCCGAGGCUAGAGGCGUCCCCCCGCCGCCUCCCCCACCGGAGAAGCGACCUCCUCCUCCUGAGAAGCGUGAGGAUGGCCCACCUCCCCCUCCGCCAACCAAGAAGCCUCAUCCUCCCCAGGAGAGAGAUGUUCCCCCGCCCCCUCCUCCUGCCCCGACCAAGACUCACGUGCCGCCUCCUCCCCAAGCCGACAACUAAGAGAAGUAGUACGCCAUUGAUUUAGAGAAAGACAGCCGAAGGUCUGAUCCUACCUUUUGACUAGUCCGAAAACGAGAGGAUGCAAGGAGAUUGGAAGAUUGCUUGAUAUUGUUUGGUUUUGCUGACUGGAGAGAUCGUAAUUGCGGGGAACUUACUAUUGUGAAAUGGCCAUCGCUGGCAAUGGUCUUGAUUUGAGAGUUUGGAAUACUAUUGGAAAAUGUGGAAAAACAUGUACAUGUUCGUUCGUUAUCUGCCUGGCCAGGCUUUCUAAUUGAAUUACCUUUCCUUGAAUUUGUUCAUUUCCAUUGCAACCGCCGAAAAUUUUGAACAUUACUACCUAAUACUGCAUUUUAGAAAAUUUCGACGACCCGGGAUGGU